AUGGCGACCACUGCUGCUGGCCGCAUGCUGACCCGCCAGCUGCACCAGAUGCAAUCCGAUAAGGACAUUCCCGGCAUCAGCUGUGGUCUGGUCGACAACAACAUCUUUGAAUGGGAAGUCAUGCUCAUGAUCUCCGAUGAUGUCAAGCUCUAUGGAGGUGGUUUCUUCCGUGCUCGCCUCACCUUCCCUAUUGAAUACCCUCAUAUGCCUCCCAAGAUGAAGUUUGAGUCCUCGCUAUUCCACCCUAAUAUUUACCCUAACGGCGAUGUCUGCAUCUCUAUUCUGCAUCCGCCCGAGGAGGACAAAUAUGGAUACGAAUCUGCUGCAGAGCGCUGGUCGCCUGUCCAGACCCCUGAGACGAUUCUUCUUUCGGUUAUAUCCAUGCUCUCCAGCCCUAACGACGAGAGCCCUGCCAACGUUGAAGCCGCUCGUCUGUGGCGUGAGGACCCCGCCGAGUUCAAGAAGCGUGUGCGUCGCUGUGUUCGUGACAGCCUGGGCGAGGAUUAA
Penicillium malachiteum is the source of this 507-nucleotide messenger RNA. RefSeq names its product putative ubiquitin conjugating enzyme. The transcript has 3 exons. Gene Ontology annotation, cellular component: endoplasmic reticulum; cytosol. Bases 1 to 507 code for a protein of 168 amino acids. The record is from RefSeq and is a predicted model, not a curated record. Lineage: Eukaryota; Fungi; Ascomycota; Eurotiomycetes; Eurotiales; Aspergillaceae.